CCGGAAACGGCCGCUCCCCACCUGAACCCCGACGCUCCUCCGCCCCGCACCCCACUCAACCCCGCGGCCCUCGCUCGCUCGACUCCCUCCUCCUUCACCUCCCGGGGCGCAUUAACACCUUCCUAAUCAGUUUCCCCUUCGCAUCCCCGCUCCAAUCCGCGCCGCGUUCCAAUCCAUUUCCGCCCCCUCCAAUCAUCCCCAAACCCUACCCGCCGCCGCGCCGCCGCGCCGCCCACCGCCCGCCGCGCGGGGGCAGGGAGGCAGGGAGGAGGAGAAGAUGGGCCGGUGGGGGAUGAAGCUCGGCGACAUGGCCGAGUUCCAGUGCUUCGUCUGCAAGGACGCCAGCGACGUCCGCGUCUGCGACGCCAGGAACUGCCUCAAGAGCUACCACCCGGGCUGCGUGGGGAAGGAGGACGACUUCAUUGAUUCCAGCGAGCAAUACGUCUGUGAUUGGCAUAAAUGUUCUAAUUGUGGAAGUGAUGCACUCUAUUUAUGCUUGUGCUGUCCAAGUUCCUCUGCUUGUGGAGACUGCUUUGGAAAAGUUGAUUUUGUCCCAGUGAAGCAGAGCAACGAACUCAACAUGGGAUUCUGCCGCAGCUGUUUUAAUAUGGCAAUAGCGACUGAGAAAGAUGAUGCUGAAGAGGCAAAGGUUGUUUUCGAAGGUACCCCGGAGCACUAUCAAAUAUUGUUUAAAGAUUACUGGACAAUACUUAAUGACAAGGAGUGUUUUACAUUGCUCGACUUGCAACUAGCAAGUAUUCGUCAUAAAAGAAGCCUACAGUGUAAAGAAGGGAAGGAUUCAGAUGAGUAUCACAAGACAGAUGGAAAGCCAUUGGGUGACAAUGAUGGUGCUGGGCCAUCAUCUCUUCUUGACACAAUGGACAAACCAAAUGAAGUGCAAGCAACUCUGAAGAGAAAGAAACUGGAGAAGAGAACAUAUGUUGGGUGGGGUUCAAAAGAGCUAACAGAAUUCCUAUCAUGUAUUGGUAAGGAUGCAAGCACGCCUCUUGACCAUUUCAAAGUUGCUGAAGUUGUCAGGGACUAUGUUCGACAGAACAAUCUUCUAGAUGGUAAGAAGAAGAAAUCUGUCACGUGUGAUGAGAACCUGCAUUCUUUAUUUAACAAAAGGAAAUUUAAGUACAACAUGAUCCAUAGCUUGGUGGAAACGCAUCUUUCCGCAAAUGCGAUUUCAGAGGAUGAAAGUGAUGGAUCUGUGGAUGAUAAUGGUUACACGGUGAAAAAGAAGCCUCGGAAUAGUUUGGAGCCAAAAAUUCCUAAGAGUGUUUCAGGAAUAGACCCAAUAAUUCCUAAGAGUGUUUCAGGAAUAAACAAGAAAUGUCUUGCCGCUCUCAAUCCGAAUAACCUGAAUCUGAUUUAUCUGAGAAGAACUUUAGUUGUAAAACUUCUGACUGAGCUAGACACAUUUGAACAGAAAGUUAUUGGCUGUUUGGUCAGAGUGAAGAAUGAUCUCAAGAGUUAUACUUAUAUGAUGACUAAGAAAUAUUACCAGAUUGGACUAGUUACAGGCAUUAAGAAAUCUUCAGAAGAAUACAAGAUUAAGGAUACAUGUACAGAUGUUCUUUUAUGUGUUUCCGGCAUGUGGGAUGAUGUCAAGAUCUCAAUGCUAUCAGAAGAGGACUUUGAGGAGGAUGAGUGCAAUGAUCUUCUUCUGUUGGCCAAGAAAGAGCUCUUCAAAAGACCUACUGUUGCUGAGUUAGAGGAAAAAGAGGCAACUGUACAUGCAGACAUUGUAAAUCAUUGGUUUGAUAAGGAGCUUCGAAAAUUGGAAAUGGAGUUGGAACGAGCGCGUGAGAAGGGGUGGCGCCAGGAUAUCCAUGACCUAAGUUGUAAAAAAGUGCUUCUAAGCACACCAGACGAAAGACAGCGCCGUCUUGAGGCGAUCCCAGAAGUUAUUCCAGAUGCUGAAGAGGAGAGUAAAGAAAUUGGGAUUGAAUCAGCAGCGAGCAUUCCUUUUCAAGGGAAUCGAGACGAAAGACAGCGACGUCUUGAGGCGAUCCCCGAAGUUAUUCCAGAUGCAGAAGAAAAGUAUGAAGAAACUGAGAUUGAUUCAGCAGCAAGGAACCCUUUUCAAGGGAAUCGAGACCGACCUGGCGCAGCGGUGAAGUACUCCCCACUUGUGCCAAGAGGUCCCGGGUUCGACGCAGCCCUUCUGCAUUGCACUGUGCAGGGUGUGACACAGACAGUAGCUGACCCUUUGGAAGUUGGUAUAGAUGAAUCGGUAGAAGGUGCAUCUCUGCGAGAUGACGCUGCUUGUGAAAUUGCUUUUGAAGCUGCCGGCAAAGCCCUCCCUAAUGGUAGCACUCCUGGUCCUGGAUUGCACACUCCAUUGAACACAGUUACUGGAGUCAUUGAUAUCGACAACGAGGAGGAUGGAAAUGGUCCUAGUCAUCACAAUGGUGGUGACGAACAAGACAUCAUCGAUCUGGUCAGUGAUGACGAUGAGGAUGUUCACAUGGAGCAGUGUGAGCCAGAACGGGCAAGAUGUGAUGGACCAGAAACCGUCAAUGGGAUCGCUGCGCAUGCACAUAAUGGACCGGAAGCCGUCAAUGGGGUCACCAUACCUACAGUCCGUGCUUCCGAUGAUCGGGAUGGAAAUACGGGGCCUGUAUGCAGUACGUCACAAGCCAUGGCGCGUGAUCCCGUAACCGUGAAUGGGACAAGCAAGUCAGAUCAAGGGUGGCUGUACAGGGAUCUUCAGGGGCGAGAGCAUGGGCCAUACCCAAUGGCUCAAAUGCGGGAGUGGCAGCAAAGUGGGUACUUCCCUGAGGGCUUCCGCGUGUGGAGAGCAGGGAAAUCAAGGCGGGGGAGAGGCUCCAUCUUGCUGAUAGAUGCCAUGCGGCUGCACUAGUGCAGUGGCCUCUUUGCGUUGCAUUCUGCUUGGAAAGCCUUGGGGAGUACAAUUUUGUUCGUUGCUUUGUUCAACUGUAAGUCUGUAACUGAGCCGGGCACCAUUAUAGUUGAUAUGUUAUUGUGGAUAUUUGGUUUGGGUAGGAGAUGGUCCAGAGUGGAAAACUCUCUUGCUGUACAGCCAACUCCUUGCUCCUCUCCAUUCCAGCAAGAUAGUCAUUUUUAGCAGAUUCUGAUGCAGUUAAUUCCCAUAGCAUUGAAAUUCAGAUUUGUUGUGUUGUCAGUGUAGAUUGGAUCCUGACAGCAAUAGUUUGGGCCUAUUUGAUUCAUGCCCGUACUUUGUUGAAUAAAAGCUGGUAAACUUUUGACUUUUCAUGGCAA
Triticum dicoccoides is the source of this 3249-nucleotide messenger RNA. RefSeq names its product zinc finger CCCH domain-containing protein 44-like. Gene Ontology annotation, molecular function: protein binding; DNA binding. NCBI's taxonomy places the organism in Eukaryota, Viridiplantae, Streptophyta, Magnoliopsida, Poales, Poaceae. The coding region runs from base 278 to 2869 and encodes 863 amino acids. The transcript is spliced from 15 exons. The record is from RefSeq and is a predicted model, not a curated record.